Messenger RNA from Formica exsecta, 1745 nucleotides. It is a transcript of the gene Arr2, whose product is annotated as arrestin homolog. Bases 97 to 1317 code for a protein of 406 amino acids. The transcript is spliced from 7 exons. Gene Ontology annotation, biological process: G protein-coupled receptor internalization; signal transduction. NCBI's taxonomy places the organism in Eukaryota, Metazoa, Arthropoda, Insecta, Hymenoptera, Formicidae. Gene Ontology annotation, cellular component: cytoplasm. Gene Ontology annotation, molecular function: G protein-coupled receptor binding. The record is from RefSeq and is a predicted model, not a curated record.
GAUCUACUUGGUACUCGAGACGUGUCACUUCUGGGCGGGAAACAAAUUUCUCUGCUAAAUCACUCGUUCGUUUAGAAAAAAAAGAAACAACGCCAAAUGUUUCCUCUAUUGUUUUUGGCCUACGUUGUAGCCGUUAAGGUAUUUAAGAAGACCACCCCUAAUGGCAAAGUUACGGUAUAUCUUGGCAAGAGAGACUUCAUCGACCAUUUAGAUCACAUUGAUCCCAUCGAUGGCGUUCUCGUAGUGGAGAAUGACUACCUUCAAGGGCGCAAAAUUUUUGGUCAGGUCACGACAACCUACCGAUAUGGCCGCGAAGAGGACGAAGUUAUGGGAGUCAAGUUCAGCAAAGAGUUGAUGUUGUGUCGCGAUCAGAUAGUACCGUCGAAAAAAGAGAAGCAGGAGACUACACAAAUUCAGGAGCGUUUGUUGAAGCGUUUGGGUUCGAAUGCAUAUCCGUUUACAUUCCACUUUCCGCAGACGGCUCCAUGCUCGGUCACCCUUCAACCCGGCGAUGAUGAUCAGGGAAAACCCUUGGGAGUCGAAUAUAUUGUAAAAGUAUACGUUGGAGACAACGAAGAGGAUAAGGGACACAAAAGGUCCUCCGUAUCAUUAGCCAUCAAGAAAUUACAAUACGCCCCGCCGACACGAGGUCGCCGACUUCCUAGCUCUUUGGUAUUCAAGGGAUUUACUUUCUCCCAGGGAAAACUGAACUUAGAAGUCACACUGGAUAGAGAGAUUUAUUACCAUGGCGAGAAAGUUGCAGCAAAUGUAACCGUUACGAACAAUUCGCGAAAAGCGGUGAAAAACAUCAAGUUGUACGUGGUUCAACAUUGCGAGGUGACCAUGAUAAAUGCUCAAUUUUCGCGGCACGUGGCUAGCUUGGAAACUCGCGAGGGUUGUCCUAUCACACCGGGCGCUUCCUUCACGAAACAGUUCUAUCUUGUGCCUUUGGCCAGCAGCAACAAGGAUCGUCGUGGCAUCGCUCUCGAUGGACAUCUGAAAGAUGAUGACGUAAAUCUGGCAUCCUCAACUUUGGUCGCCGAGGGCAAGUGUCCGGCUGAAGCCUUGGGUAUCGUGAUUUCUUAUUCUGUCCGAGCCAAGCUGAAUUGCGGUACCCUGGGUGGCGAGCUGGUUACCGAUGUUCCAUUCAAACUGAUGCAUCCAGCUCCUGGCACCAUUGAAAGAGAAAAGGCCAUACUAAAGAAGAGCAAGAGCAUUGAGAGAGCACGAUACGAGAACUCUUGCUAUGCCACCGAUGAUGAUGAUAAUAUUGUAUUUGAAGACUUUGCUCGUUUGCGCUUAAACGAACCAGAGUAAAUCAAAGAUCGGCGCUUUUUGAUGCGACCGGUUUCUUCAAAAGAAUCCUGGGUUUUCCGCUCAUAGUAGAUUAUUUUCCCGCGUUUAAAAUUGACUUUUAUCUUUAAAUUCAAAUAGCAAUAUUAAAAUAAAUAAGUAAAAAAAUAUUCCGUCUUAUAAAGUUUAAUUAUUUUAUAUAGACUUUGUGUUUGAAAUGAGUUUCUUUGGAUUCUUUUGAUAUGAUUUUUAGUGAACGAGCAAUAUUAAAUAAAUGUAGGUAAAAAAACAUUAAAUAUAUUAUGAAAUUGUUACUGAGAGAAGAAAAUGACAAGAAAAUACAAAAAAAAAGAGGAAAGAUAACUAAUUAAUAAAAAUCAUCUCGGAAUUUCCGUGCGAUGGUGGUGAUCGGACAGAAAUUCACUACGAGAACAAAAAAAAAAAGAAGAAAA